Messenger RNA from Suillus clintonianus, 1497 nucleotides. RefSeq lists its product as uncharacterized. Gene Ontology annotation, biological process: tRNA wobble uridine modification; tRNA methylation. The record is from RefSeq and is a predicted model, not a curated record. The transcript is spliced from 2 exons. Bases 1 to 1497 code for a protein of 498 amino acids. Gene Ontology annotation, molecular function: GTP binding. Lineage: Eukaryota; Fungi; Basidiomycota; Agaricomycetes; Boletales; Suillaceae. Gene Ontology annotation, cellular component: mitochondrion; cytoplasm.
AUGGCUACCAAGAAUAUUGUCAUUUUUGGAGAGAGCGGCGUCGGGAAAAGCUCCAUCAUCAACCUCCUAGCAGGGCGCCAGCUUGCUAAAACUUCUCCAGACGCCAAACAUUGUACAUUGUCCUAUCGAGCGUAUGAUGUUCCCAUCAACGGCGCAUUGUAUCGCAUCUAUGAUACUGCCGGGGUCGACGGCAACCGCAUGGACCCUAGCGGAUUUCUCGACGCCGUCACGAAUGCCGACAAGUUGAUGAAGGAGCUUAAAGAUAGAGGAGGAGUCCACCUGCUGCUGUACUGCAUCAAGGCGGGCAGGAUACCACCAACGUUCGUAACCAACUACAGGCUAUUCUAUGAAUUUUUCUUCGAGGAGAAGAUACCAGUUGCGCUCAUCGUUACUCACCUGGAGAGGGAGGAUCCCAUGGACGAUUGGUACAUGCGAAACAAGGGAUCGUUCGACCGCCAUGCAGUCAAGUGUGUUGAUCAUGCUUGUAUCACUGCAGCGGCAAAUCUGGACCCGAAAUAUAGGAAGAAGUACGAUGCGUCCAACGCAGAAGUGUGCAAGUUGAUCACACGGCAUGAGGAUACGGUGGUAGACUGGAACGGAGGAGAUGGGUGGCUUGCCAGGUUCGUAGGAAAGUUGAAAGACAUAUUGACGGGGCGUCCAAGCAAGUCAGACAUUCUCGGUGUCCUCACGAAGCGUUGCGGGAUGGAGGAGAACCUAGCAAAAGAAAAAAUCGCUGUGCACGCUAAAAAUAUAGUUAUCUUCGGCGCAAUGGGCGCCGGGAAAAGUUCCCUAAUAAACCUCAUUGCAAACCAAGACAAAGACAUCGCUAAAAUUAGCUCCAACCUCAAUCGCUGCACCCUCACAUGGAAGAAAUAUGUGCUGCCCGGGCUCUUUGAUGAUGGGGUGCAAUAUAAUAUCUUCGACACGAUGGGCAUCGAGAACCCAGAAAUCGAGUCACGUGAAUAUGACCGGUCCAUCAAGAAUGCCAGCCGCCUUCUCCGCGAGCUUGAUGCAUGCGGCGGCACCAGUCUGUUGGUGUAUUGCGUUCAAAAAAGCCGUGGUAAUAGCGCAUUGGAGAGCAACUACCAGUUAUUCCGCGAAGUGUUAUAUCAAGGAAGAGUUCCCAUAGUCAUGGUCGUGACAAAACUUGAAGACGAGGACGACAUGGAGGCAUGGUGGACGCGGAACCAAAAGGUGUAUGAGACAUCCCAUAUCGUCGUGGAGGGGCAUGCAUGCGUAACAACUUUGAAGAAGGAAGAAGCAAAGUACAGGGCAUCGAGGAAGGCCGUGCAUGACCUGAUACGGCAGUAUGCCAUUCCGCCAGUGGUGGGGGGAUGGAAGCGGGAGGGGCUAGUCAGCGCGAUCAUGCGACCAUUCAGGCAUCCUGAUCCGGAGAAUAUGAAAUUGCAGGACAGACUACAGAAGGGCCUCGAGGGUCAAUGCGGCAUGAAGCCAGAGUUGGCUUCGGAGGUCGCAAAGAAAUUCACGUAUGCGUAG